Molecule: messenger RNA, 2577 nt
Organism: Botrytis fragariae
Lineage: Eukaryota; Fungi; Ascomycota; Leotiomycetes; Helotiales; Sclerotiniaceae
Product: putative transcription factor c2h2 protein
Exons: 3
Coding region: 1-2577 (858 amino acids)
Biological process (GO): regulation of transcription by RNA polymerase II
Cellular component (GO): nucleus
Molecular function (GO): transcription coregulator activity
Source: RefSeq, a predicted model, not a curated record
AUGUGCCGCUUCAGGGAAGACCAAUGCUGUUGUCAGCAUGUCAAUCGGGAUUUACCUCACGAACCUGGUUACGUGACCACCAACUACAUUCUUCCCUCUUAUGGCUGUUCAAACUUAACCCAUGAGGCCUAUAAUAUCAAUCUCUCCCAUUAUUCUCAGUCAGGAGAAGCGAGUCCCAUUGGAAGCGAAUCCACACACCAACUUCAAGAGCCAGACAUCGCCUAUUUCAAUGGUUACGCACCACCAACUCAAUCAUUCUACACUUCAACUGAAAAAUUACAUGAUUCCCCGUCUCUCUCUCCCUAUCCAGGAGCCUUCACCAACAAUGCGCGUUCACAUGGAUUAAGUGUUGGGUCGAUUAAACAAAGCCAUUUAGGCAAUGAAGCAAUUCAAUCCAGCAUUGCAAAGCCAGGGCAGUCAAUUGAGCCAGGACUAGGAUGGUCAGGCUUGGGGAAUCCAGAUGCGCAACGCUCGCUCAAUAUUACACACCCCUCAAGCAUCAAUCUCGCUUUGAUGAAAAGCUCGCAAGCAUUUCCACCUAGUGGAUGUGAUUUAUCAGAAUAUGCAAACAACUUGAAGCAAGAUCAAAGUCAGCAGAACAACUUUGUGGCCUCAGUAAAUGAAGGAGUACAAGUCGCUCCAGAAGAUAAUAGCCGAAUAAACCAGGCAGACAUUGUUCUGAGAGUUCCUAGGCCUUCUGACACAUCGGAGGCUCAUUAUCUUUUUGUCAAUAGGGCCCCAUCUCAAUAUUCCUCUUCAUAUUCGAACCAUAAUUCUCAAAUCCAGGAACCUUUUACCGUAGUCGCCACAAAUCAACAGCCAGCAGAUUUGGACAACCAAAACCAAUACUCACCAUCAGGCGCUAUAAGCGAUACGCGUCAGUUUCCUUACAAGUGUCCAUAUGAAAAAUGCAAGAGCAAGGACAAAAAGAUUUUUACAGGGUAUUCUGACUGGCAAGCCCACUGGUAUAGAGCGCAUGAAAAGCGAUUCUCGUGCUCAAUGUGCAAUGCAAUAUUCGGCACAGAUGCGGAAGUCAGGCGUCACUCGACGGCUAUUCAUCCCAAUGGCCCUAAGGAAUUUACUUGCAAGGUCCGACGUUGUGCUGGCCGCUCGCAGGAGUUCAACAGAAAGCAUCGCUUGAAGGAACACAUGGAGAAAUGGCACGGCUAUUACUACUGUUCUGCUAUGUAUUGUUCUCGGGGGCCUGGGCACGGUUUCAAGCAUCAGACAUUACUGAAUGAACACCUAAUCAAAUCCCACGGUCAUGGCGGAUUUAGCAAAACUGUUCAAGAUGCAGAAAAGUUAUUCAUUUCUUCUUACCUUUCAGCAAUUCCUCACUUGUGGCCGAGUAAAGAGCCCCCCAUCGAGAUUAAAAGCCGAAGAUUCUGCCUCGAAGAUUACCUUGAGAGCCACACAGCCAUGACUCGAAGAAAUUUUGAUCAAUCAAAUUGCGACAAUUCGGGACACGAAUCAGCCUCGCAUCGCACAUACAGCACUUACAGUAGUGCAUACAGCGAUGGACAAUGCCCCAAUUCCGCCAAAGUUCCAAGGUCCUGCUUCGACAAUGAUGUACACGGCAACGUCGUAUUGAGAGACUUUACCAGCAGUUUGCCGGAUCUUAUCGAAUUAGAUUGUGCCUACUCAAAUCGGGGCAUUGCUCAAAUUUUUCCCAAUGAGGAAUGGUUCCCGAAUGCCCCAAACCUCCCCUCUUCCUCAGCCGAUUGCGAAUUUUCGGUGUCUAAUUUUACAUGCGAUCCCACAAUCCAAAGUUCGUUUGUUCCAACGAUUUGCGAUUCUCAAAUAUUUGAGGAUUUUGAUUUUGACGAUUCUUGGUUGGCUGGCGACAUUUCUUCACCAUCGCUUCCUUAUGAUGAACAAUUUCAAUUUUGUAGCCAGACGUCGAGUUGCAAGAACCUGUCAAACAUCUCAACAGGUGCUGGAACAUCGGUUCAAGGUAGCAAGUAUGCUGAAUUUUUGGAGUCUAAUUUCUGCGGACCAGCUCAGUGCCCUUGGGUCGAAUGUACUUCAAGGGCAACAUUUGCCACGCUUAAAGCUUUCAGCAAACAUUUAAAGAAUAUACAUUUGAGGCCCUUAGUCUGUGACCAUGAUGGUUGUGGCUAUCAGAAACCAUUUAGAAAUAAGUAUGACUUGGAACGGCACCGCCAAACUGCACACGUUCGUGCACGUAAUCACGAGUGUCCUUUUUUGCACUGUGGAAACAUCGGGUUCGCCCGCAAAGACAAACUAUGGGUUCACAUCCGGGAGUGUCAUGAUAAACCAUCUACUGUCAGUACGUGUCCUGUAAUUCACUGCGGGAAAGAAGUCAAGACGCCUGUUUCCGAGCACAUACAGAAAGAACACGGAAGUUUUGAAUGCGGGUUGAGCACGUGUGGAACAAAGCAAAGUCGCUUCACGGAUAUUCAACUCGAAAGUCAUUUGAGAAGCGCGCAUGGGUUGAAUUUUGGGGAAGCUUCGAAAGCUGUUGGGGCGGCCAAGAAAGCUUCAGAUAAAACGAUACGAAUAAGGGAGCUCUACACAAAAUCAGAGAUCAGAGAAUGUGCCAUUUGCAGUCCCUGA